UUCAGACUUACGCACCAUUCUGAAAAUGUCUGCUGUACUGAAAAACAGCCAGAAAUCGCGAAAUCUUCGUUAAUAGCCACCGUGCGUCUCACAAAGCUCGAUAAAAAACGAAAAAAUCAUUGAAAACGAUUUUCAGUGGUAAAAAAUAUUCAGGUAGUGAAGGGGUGUUUUUUUUUCUGUAGUACAAAUAUAGAGAUAUAAGUCAUACUCUAAAUCAGUGUUGCUCGAAGAGAAGGAAUUUUGUGAGUGACUAUCAAAAUUUUGGACUUUCGAAAGCAUUUCAGACGCACUUCGCAAAAUCACAUCAAUAGCGCUUUUGUAGAAUAGAGGCACCAAGAAUCCUAGCUUCGCUCUAUCAUGGUUUUCACGAAAAGUAUGCCUGCUGGCAAAGAAGGUGACACGAAUUCAGCCAAUGGUGCCCAACGAACCACGUUCAGGCCGCCUUGGGUCAAAGAUGGUCCGAGUCCUUUACCAACACCAACAGCUCCUUGGACACUGAACAAAACCAACAGGAGAGACAGCAACACAACUGAAACUACUUCAGAUUAUAAUCCAUUAGCGGAAGUACAGUUGAGAAAGGCCACGCUUAAAAAAGCGCCCUCACAAGAAAAUGGAGAAAGAGAGAAAAAGAAUAAAAUUCUAGCUGGAGUGCAAUUGAGAAAAACAAGCAUUCAAACUAAGGAGCCUCAAGAAAAUGGUGCCAAGGAGAGCUUUUUCCAGAAACCUGCUCUCAAACCAGUGCCACAACGGGAAAAAACGCCUCCCAAGAAGGAUUACAAACUGCACAAUCUGCCCCAAUUACAGAAAGUUUCGGAAAGAGUUUUGAAAAGCCCUCCAAGGAAGCCAUCCGUUGCGAGUGAUGACACAUUCUCAUCUGAUGAUGAAGCAGAAAUUGAUAAGGAAGUUCCUACCAAACGAAAUGCCCUUGUCAGAGAGGCGUCCAUGAGACGAUUGUCCAAUAUUCCUGCACCUCCACCACAACCAGGGAUGCCUCCUCCUCCACCAAUGAUGCCAGGCGAAAUACCCAAAAAGCGUCUCAAUGAAAAGCAGAAAGAAAGGCUGGAUAAGCUCAAGUCUAGACCUAAAAAUCGACCAGAUUGGAACAACCUACUACAAGAAAUCGAGUCAAAGAAAAAAUUGAAACAUGUAGUAUGCAAUGACAGGUCCCAGCCCCUUCUACCAGAAGCCAAAGCUCCGGAUGAACACUUUUUGUACAAGAGCGAAGAACCAAAUGUUCACAACGUGCUUCUGAAACAGAUCGAAGGUGGAAUCAAGCUGAAGAAAGUAAAAACAAACGAUAGAAGUAAACCAUUGCUAGAUGGCCUGCGGAAAUUUAGGAGGCAGAUGACCAUCGAGGAACAAAUCCAGAAGUCUAUUUCAAUGGCUAGUAUAGCACCAGAAGAAAUUGCGGACGAAAUUGACGAAAUGGAUGAUAUAGACAAAGUUAGAGACGAUCUUCAGAGUACAAAACAAAUGCUAGCCCUUGAACUCAGAAAUAAAGAAGCUCAAGAGAGAGAAAACAAAAGACUGUUAGCAAAAAUACUCAAUCUAGAAGCAGAGUUGGAGAAAGAGAAAAGCAAAUCCAAAGAGGGUGGUGCUGAAGUUUCUAGCAAUACAGCUGACGAAAAGGUCAUUGAGUCGUUGAAGAAAGAAGCAGAAGAAGCCAGGAAAACGUCGGAGGAUCUUGAAAAGAAAUAUAUUUCUGCUGCUGAGGAACUCGAUUCAGUAAAGGCGAUGUUGGAAGAUAUGAAACGACAGAAUCAGAUGUUGGAAAGGAAGAUACAGGAAUCCGCAUCAGGAAUAUCAACUCGCAAUAAACUUGAAAGUUAUUGGUUUGAUGAUAGUGAUGACGAAGAAGGGAAAACUACACCGUCUGAACCAGGACGCUUUUGGUUUGAUGAUAUCGAUGAAACGAACAAUGAACAAGGAGAAACUACACCAUCUAAGUCGGGAAGCUUUUGGUUUGAGGACACCGAUGAAAUCAGUGUACAAGGUAAGAAAAUAUCCAUCUUAGAUCGCAAACAGAGCAAUGCUAAAGGUGAAGGAAGUGACGACGAUUUCGAAGAUGAAGAGCCAGAGCCAGAAAGCGACGGAGAAGAUACUGAGGAGAAACGAGAAAAACGAGCUCAAAAGGAGUUGAAAAUGCUGACUAAAAAGUUACAAAGCUUCAAAAAUAAGGAGGAUAAUGCUAAAAAAGAGCGAGUAGCUUUAAGAGAAAUCAUCAAAAAACACCAAGCUGCAAUCAAAGAAGAAAAAAAGAAAUACGGACAACUGAAAAAAGAAGUGGAUAAAAUGGCAUCUUUGAUGAAAGACGUAGAUGAAGAUGAAGAAGAAGAGGAGGAAGAAGAAAAAGAUGUAGAGGAAGAAGAAUGCGAAGAAGAGGAAGAAAGCUCUGAAGAGGAAGAAACCGAGAGUGAAUCUGACGACAGCGACUCGGAGAGAAGCCAGAGUGAAGACGAAGAUGCUCCUAUCGAAAAGAAGAAAGCAAAUCUGACUGCAAGAUCGAAGAGACACGAAAAUAUACUUAAUGCGCUUAAGAAGGGUAAUUUCUUAUUGAAAACAAAUGCUGAACGGUUGCAGGACGAUUUGAAUAAACAGAAAGAGAUGACUGCCAGUUUGCAAGAGGACCUCGAUUCUGUUUUAUCAGAAUUGGGUUAAUUGGUUACACAGAGUUUUUGUGGAUUAUUUAAGAAAUUGGUUGUUAACAUUCAAUCUUGAAAACUAUGAGAAGUGUAUAUAGUUUAAAAGAUAUUUUAAUAUUUAACGGUAUUAUAUUGGCAAUCAUCUCUAUUCCUUUGGUGUUAUACAUAACUUUGGGUUAGUUCUAAAAUUUGAGUGUUGUGAUUAAGUACAAAUGAAUCUAUCACUGAAUAGGAAAAUAAUUGAAGAAGUGAUAGUGUUUAUUCCAUAUCCCAUAAUUUUUGUUGAUUCUCUCAGAAACCUAAUAUUAUCUUUGGAACAGCCAUUUACAGAUAUUAAUUUCAUGAUUAAAGUUGUCAGUGUAAAUAUAUUUUUGUCUAGAAUUAAGAGAAUAGUUGAAAUUUUUAUAUUGUUCAUAUAUCACAAAACGUAUGUAUUUAUUUGCUGAAAUAAAGUGUGAUAUGCUUCAUUAUUA
Messenger RNA from Leptinotarsa decemlineata (Colorado potato beetle), 3115 nucleotides. RefSeq lists its product as uncharacterized. The record is from RefSeq and is a predicted model, not a curated record. NCBI's taxonomy places the organism in Eukaryota, Metazoa, Arthropoda, Insecta, Coleoptera, Chrysomelidae. Gene Ontology annotation, molecular function: actin binding.